UAUUACAGAAAGAAAAUAACUGAAAUUGGUAAAAUGACGGCCUUGACACAAGAUGAAAUAGUGAGCAACACUAAAACUGUUAUACAAGGUCUAGAAACAUUAAAAAAUGAACAUCAUCAAAUUCUCAACAGUCUGCUUACUUCCAUGAAAACCAUUAAAAAAGAAAAUGGAGACACAAACCUGGUGGAAGAAAAAACAAAUAUUUUAAAGAAAUCUUCAGAAAUGAUAGAUUUAGGUUUAGGGGAAGCACAGGUAAUGAUGGCAUUAGCUAAUCAUUUACAACAUGUUGAAGCUGAGAAACAAAAAUUACGGGCCCAAGUUCGUCGAUUAUGUCAUGAAAAUGGGUGGUUACGUGAUGAGUUGGCUACAGCACAGCAGAAAUUACAGACAAGUGAACAGAAAUCAGCAGCUCUAGAAGAAGAAAAGAAACAUUUAGAAUUCAUGAAUGAAAUGAAGAAAUAUGAUUCCAUGGAUCCAAAUAUGUCAGUGGAGGAAAAAGAAUCAACAGUAAAUGAACAAUCGUCCCAAUCAUUAGAUUUAGGUUUUCCAGAUGAUGAUGAAGAUGGGCCACAACCGGAAGUUUUAUCUCCGACACAACCAAGUGCAAUGGCCCAAGCGGCAAGUGGUGGUUAUGAAAUUCCAGCUCGGCUACGAACAUUACAUAAUCUAGUCAUUCAGUAUGCAUCGCAGGGACGAUAUGAGGUGGCAGUGCCAUUAUGUAAACAAGCUUUAGAAGAUUUAGAAAAAAAUAGUGGGCAUGAUCACCCUGAUGUUGCUACUAUGUUAAAUAUUUUAGCUCUGGUUUACAGAGACCAAGGCAAAUAUAAAGAAGCUGCCAAUCUUUUAAAUGAUGCGUUACUCAUUAGAGAGAAAACAUUAGGAGUGGAUCAUCCAGCCGUUGCUGCUACAUUAAAUAAUUUAGCUGUAUUAUAUGGUAAAAGAGGUAAAUAUAAAGAUGCUGAACCUCUAUGUAAACGAGCCUUAGAAAUUAGGGAAAAGGUACUAGGUAAAGACCAUCCUGAUGUUGCUAAGCAACUGAAUAAUUUGGCACUAUUAUGUCAAAAUCAAGGCAAAUAUGAAGAGGUUGAACAAUAUUAUCAGAGAGCUCUUGAGAUUUACGAAUCUAAACUAGGGCCAGAUGACCCUAACGUUGCCAAAACUAAAAACAAUUUGGCAUCAGCAUAUUUAAAACAAGGGAAAUACAAACAAGCUGAAGGUCUAUAUAAAGAAGUUUUAACCAGAGCACAUGAAAAAGAAUUUGGAAAAGUAGAAGGUGAUAAUAAACCAAUAUGGAUGAGAGCUGAAGAAAGAGAAGAAAAUAAGGGUAAAUAUAAAGAUGGAGCACCACCUCCUGAUUAUGGUGGAUGGCAUAAAGCACCAGCUAAAGUUGACAGUCCAACUGUAACCACUACCCUAAAGAAUUUAGGAGCUUUAUACCGUAGACAAGGGAAAUAUGAAGCCGCAGAAACUCUAGAAGAAUGUGCUAUGAGAUCAAAGAAAAACGCCCUGGACAUUGUGAAAACUACCAAGCUCACAGAUUUAGGAAAUGAUUUUAAAGACCAUUCACCGCGAGAAAGAAAACGAUCUAGUAGUAGAGAUAGAUCUUCGAGACGGGGCUCAGUGGAUAGCGUGUCCUAUGAUAAAAAUGAUGGUGAUGACGAAGUGAGUAUCGGUGUUGAAUGGUCAGGAGAGGGGGUGAGUACGAGUCAAGCGAAAACCUUCCCAGCGACAGUAAACAAUCAUUAG
This is a messenger RNA of Lottia gigantea (owl limpet), 1746 nucleotides long. RefSeq lists its product as hypothetical. Gene Ontology annotation, molecular function: kinesin binding. The annotation marks the transcript as partial. The transcript is spliced from 13 exons. The record is from RefSeq and is a predicted model, not a curated record. Gene Ontology annotation, biological process: microtubule-based movement. NCBI's taxonomy places the organism in Eukaryota, Metazoa, Mollusca, Gastropoda, Lottiidae. Gene Ontology annotation, cellular component: membrane-bounded organelle; kinesin complex; cytoplasm.